UUUUUGAAUUUUUUUGAGAUCUGAAGUACAUCAUACCAGUCAGCUGCGACACAACAACAUCAACGAAACUGAAGGGACAGUGUUUUAGAGGGUCGAUAUUAACUGAAUUUGUCAAUUAAGCUUAAGAGGGGUUACUUCGGAUUUUACAUACCUACGUCUGAUUUUACAAGAAGAUAUAAAUUUAAAUUUAAAAUCAAGCAAAAAUGGUGUUCAGCUGCGAGGCACUCAAGAAGAAAAUCACCAAAGAGUUAAACGCAUCUCACGUGGUGUCGUCGUCUCGGCGCUCCGAGAGCAGCAGCCUGCGCGGCUUCACGCUGCUGGUGGUGGCGGUGGGCCUGGUGGUGCGGUGGGCCGUGGCCGUGGGCCCGCACUCAGGGCAGGGCCGGCCGCCCAUGUUCGGCGACUACGAGGCGCAGCGCCACUGGCAGGAAGUGACGCUGGAGCUGCCGCUGCGCCAGUGGUACGCCAACUCGAGUCGCAACGACCUCGGCUACUGGGGCCUCGACUACCCGCCGCUCACCGCCUACCACAGCUGGGCCUUGGGCCACGCGGCCCGGGCCCUCGACCCAGCCUUCGUCGCACCGCACCACUCAAGGGGCGUUGAGCACGACGUGCACCGCCUCUUCAUGCGCGCCUCUGUCCUCGUCGCAGAGCUCGCGGUCUACCUUCCGCCCUUGCUCCUCUACACCAGGGACCUCAAGACGAAUCCAGUGUUGGCCGUUUUGUACCCCGGCCUGAUUUUGAUCGACCACGGCCACUUCCAAUACAACUGCAUCUCGCUUGGGCUCACCCUGGCGGCCGUGGUGGCACUGAAACGGCGCCGCCUCGCCCUGGGCAGCGUCUUCUUCAGCUUGGCCAUCAACUAUAAGCAGAUGAGCCUCUACCACUCACUGCCCUUUUUCUGCUACCUGCUUGGCGUGUGCCUCAGACAGCCCACCUGGGCAGCUGCGCUCUCGAAGCUUGUUAAAAUCGCUCUGGCCGUGGUGCUCACCUUUGCGUUUGUGUGGGCCCCCUUCCUCUACCCUAAUCCAGCUGAUGUGCUGCAGGUGCUGCAUCGGAUUUUCCCGGUGGCGCGCGGCCUGUACGAGGACAAAGUGGCCUCCUCCUGGUGCGCCAUCUCAGUCGUGGUGAAGGUGCAGAACGUGCUGCCCCGCACCUGGCUGACUCUGCUGUGUCUGGUGACCACGCUGGGCGUGGUGCUGCCGUCCAACCUGCUGCUGCUGCGCCAGCCCAACAACAAAAACCUGCUGCUCAGUCUGUUCAUCUCAUCGCUUGGCUUCUUCCUCUUCUCUUACCACGUGCACGAAAAGUCCAUCCUGCUGCCGGCGACAGCUGCCAUCCUGCUGCUGCCGCACCACCUGGUCUCCGCUACCUGGUUCCUCGCCAUCUCCACCUACUCGCUGCUUCCGCUGAUGGUCAAGGACAAGAUGGUGGUCCAGUGGGCGGCGUUGCUCGUCCUUUUUGUCGCGGUUGCCGCCAAAAUGAUGCCACCGGCCAACUCUGCCUUUCUCCGCACGGCCAGGAAGAUCUCCCUUGGUGGCAGCAUUUUUCUAGUCCUGGCCCAAGCCGUAGUUACGCCACCGCAGCGCUAUCCAGACAUCUUUCCGCUGCUCAACUCGAUCUUCAGCUGUGCGCACUUUUUGGGAUUCCUCAUCUACGCCUACUGGGUGCAGUUUAGAACUGAGAGCAAACAACAUGCCAACUAAAAUGGAAAAAAAAGAUCUUCACAACUAAUUUUCGUUAAGGAAAAUUGUUUUAUUUUCGAUCUUCUGACAGAAAAAACACAAGGGCUGUUUCUGUUUUAAAAUUGUAGCCGAUUUUAAAGUUGAAUUUGAAUACAUUUAGAUGUUGUAGAAAAAUAUGUUUUUAUGCCUACUUUACUGCACUAAAGGGAUUUAUUUGUAAAACAAAGUUGGUGAGAUGAUGUUUGAAAGUUUGAGAUUUCAAUGCUGUGUUGCAAAGAUCUCUAAUAAAAACUAAUACUGACUAAAA
Messenger RNA from Cloeon dipterum, 1992 nucleotides. It is a transcript of the gene gny, whose product is annotated as garnysstan. Gene Ontology annotation, molecular function: dolichyl pyrophosphate Man9GlcNAc2 alpha-1,3-glucosyltransferase activity; ATP binding; mevalonate kinase activity. Lineage: Eukaryota; Metazoa; Arthropoda; Insecta; Ephemeroptera; Baetidae. The record is from RefSeq and is a predicted model, not a curated record. Bases 204 to 1706 code for a protein of 500 amino acids. Gene Ontology annotation, biological process: isoprenoid biosynthetic process; isopentenyl diphosphate biosynthetic process, mevalonate pathway; protein N-linked glycosylation. Gene Ontology annotation, cellular component: endoplasmic reticulum membrane; cytosol; cytoplasm. The transcript has 4 exons.